This is a messenger RNA of Cherax quadricarinatus, 7892 nucleotides long. NCBI's taxonomy places the organism in Eukaryota, Metazoa, Arthropoda, Malacostraca, Decapoda, Parastacidae. The record is from RefSeq and is a predicted model, not a curated record.
CCCAGCAACAGUAAGGCUGGUGAUACUUGUAUUGUGUGUUGUGCAAAUAUUUUUGAUUAAUAGGCUGAAACCUGACUCGUACUGGACCUGGUAGACUCCUUGUGAUGGAUGGGAGUGUUGUGGUGUGUAUCACUGGUGGUGUUGGUGGUGAUGGUGGUGCCACCUGCUGCGCCUUGUAGCUGCCUCCGCAAACAUCCUCAACAACACGUUUGUGAUGCUGACUACGGCCUCAGAGAAGGUGGAAAUGAUCUUGCAGAAAGGUCUGAUCUACACUCCCAGCAGCCCCAGUAUGUGUGAGGCUGAGCUCAAGACACGAACCUCUCAUGUACUCACAGGAUCAGUGCAUGAUGGCAAACCAUGGAUCGAUCUGUGCAACUUUGCUGCCCCCAUCAGGAGCCUCACACCCAAGAUGAAGAAAGGGUUCCGACUCCUGUAUCAGAGUGGAUGUGACUGUCCGAUCAUGUCAUGCCAUCACUGGGAACGCUGCCCCAAGGCUAACUUCUUCUGUGCCUGGGAGACCUCCCUGGAAAAGAACGACUGCCAGGGUCGACAAUCAAUAUGUCUUCGAGGUCCAAAUGGCACUUGUGAUUGGCUUCGUGGUCGUCAUUACUGGACAUGUAUGAAGACGCUUCGAGCAAAGGCCAAUGCUACCAACACGGACAGCAACAACACACAGGACAACAGCAUCAGCAUUGACAUUCCUGGCCAUCAUAAGCCAUUAAGAUAUGGCUACAAGCGAAACAGAGGUUACAGAACCAGACCUCUACAGCCAGUGCGACCACAUAAUGCAUACUCAAGAAUUGGCUAUGUUCACAAGAACGGCUGAAGCCUUUCAUGUAAACUCUUUGAGAUUUUUCCUGUAGUUUUUUAAAAAAAAAGUGUUUUGAUUUUCAGAGAAAAAAUAAUAGGCAAUACACAAACAAUUUGCAGUAUAUAUAUUUGUACCAGUAUGUUUGUGGCUCUGAGAAGUAUCAUUGAUACACUAAACAUGCUGUUGCAUGUGUUAUAAUAAUUAAGGGGAAGCGCUGGACCCAUAAGGACUGUACAGCGCCUGGGGGAACAGGAAGUAAUCAGGUUUGAUCCAGGGAAUGGAGAAUAACUAAAAUUCUUUGUAUCAUAUGUCCUUUGCAGUCAUUAGAGAACCCCCCUUUUCCUGAAGGGACUAUUGCAUAUAUUAAAAAUACAAAGCAGGAAUAUUGAGCCUUACAUUCUGUUGCAUAACUAAGAUGUGAUCAACAAGUUGCUGUCUUCUCAGAUACACUUUACUGUUAAAGUCAGUUUUAUUAUCCACGAUAUAUUGUAAUAUAUACGUACUUGUUUUAUUUCUAAUAAUGCUGGUACAAAAAUCACGUAGUUUACGUUUAUUAAAACUUUGUUAGGCACAACAAGAAAGCCACUAGUACGCAAUACAUUUUGGGUUUUUCCUACAUAUUGAACCCCGUAGUUAUACAAUGCAUUUCAGGUACAUAGAUCUAGACCUUUCAAGGUCACUAUGAAAGCCAUAUGAAGCCAUUCUACCAAUUUCUUGUGAAUUUUCUGAUGGCUCUAAGUUUUGAAGUACAGUUACCUAGAGUGAGUCUGGCCAUGGAGGUUGUUACUAAGCCGAUAAUCUUCACUGCAUGACAAGCCAGUAUUGAGAGCUGACAUAAUUUGUAUACAGUGAGCUCUCUUAUAAAGCUACUUCAUAGAGUGUGUUUUUUUUUUUGUGAAUGUAAUUAAAAAAGCACAUCCAGAAUGGAUUAGCACGUACCAUAGGAUCUUUCCAUGUGUCCAGUAAAUCAGAUUCUUUUUUAUAAAUCUUAGGAAGUUGUAAUAACACAGUUGCACAUAAAUCAUGGAGUAGGUGGGGUUUCAACUCAUGACUGAGAAUUUUGGGACUCACCUACCAUGGGUUCAACCCCCACCCAUUCUGUGAUAUGUUAAAAACAUCAGAAAAAAGCAUUGGUUCUCCCAUUUUUGUUCCAGGACUGGUCCCCCCAUAUACCUAGCAUAGCACUGUGCCCAUAAUGUACAGAUUCUUUUUUAACACACUGGCAGUUUUCCCUAAGGUAAGGUGACCCCAAAAAAAAAAACUCACCAACAUUUCCACCAUCACUUUCUUUCCAGAGGUGCAGAGUUACAAUAGUUUAGAUGCCACUCUAAACAGCAAAUAUCCCAAAUCCCUCCUUUAGAAUGCAGGCACUGUACUUCCCAGUAGAAUUUAAUGUACAGAUAUAUUACAAUGAACAUUGAGAAUAAAAAAGUAGGAGAUACAGUUUACCCAUUGGAUCAUGUUUGUUGUUUCAGAGUUCUGUUAUAAGAACAUAAGAAUCAAGGUGAAUGGAGAUGAAUAGUUUUUGGGACUUGUAGAGCUGUUGGAAUGUGAAGGGAUUCAGGGAAACUGAUUAGCCAAAUUUGAGUCCUGGAGGUGGGAAGUACAAUGCCUGCACUUUAAAGGAGGGGUUUGGGAUAUUUGCUAUUUGGUGUGACAUCUGAACUAUCAUUUCUGCACAGCUCUGCAAAGACAGUGAUUAUGUGUGAAUGAUGGUGAAAGUGUUUCUUUUUUAGGGGGUCAGCCUGCCUUGGUAGGAGACAGCCUGCACAUUAGAAAAAAAAAGAAUCAAGGAACUCUACAGCAGGUAUUACCUGGAGUUUACCUGGAGAGAGUUCCGGGGGUCAACGCCCCCACGGCCCGGUCUGUGACCAGGCCUCCUGGUGGAUCAGAGCCUGAUCAACCAGGCUGUUACUGCUGGCUGCACGCAAAGCAACGUACAGCCACAGCCCAUAUUAGACAAGUCCUUUUCAAAACUAACCAUUCCCACCUACCUAAUUGUCUAACAUUUUCCAAAAGCCACCCAAGAUUUUACUUCAGUACCUCAAGUACUAAUCAUACCAAGCCCUUCCCAGUCAUAUAUUUGUCUAAUGUCUUUUUAAAGCUACCCAAGGUUUUAGCUUCUAUUACCCUACUUGGAAGAUUAUUCCACUCAUCGACAACUCUCUUGAAAACCCAGUGCUUACCCAUAUCCUUUCUAAAUCUAAAUUUAUCUAAUUUAAAUCCACUUUAUUGAGGCCUGUUGUAUUAAGCACAAACUGUGCUUUCAAUCACAUUUUCCAAAAAUUUCUGUAUAUAGAGGAGCUUUAUAAUAGAGCUUAAUGUAUGUCAAAUCUCUCCACAAUGUGUCAUAUUCGUUAGCAGUAGAUAUAAUUUUAUUUUUUUGAUGAUAGUUUAUUUUGUGGUGACGGUAUAAGUUUAUAUUUGGUUGGAAUGAAUCUAGUCUGUUGAUAAUUUAAGUGGAUUGCAUAUAAAUUAUGUAUUAGAGAAAGACGAAUACUGUAAUCUCGUUUAAUGUAAUAAUUAGUCAUGUAAAUUACAUUGUAUAAUGGAGUGUUAAUGAAUGAUGUGUAAUUAAUGCAUUGGACAACACAGUGUAGACACAACAAACAAAUACAUUAUGACAAUUUGACAGUAUUGACGAAUAUAAAUUAGUGUAUUAUUUUAUGAUUACCAGGAGUAACCCCUUCUGUAUAAAUUGAUAAGACAUGUCAACAGUUAGUUAUCUUAAUUCGGAAUAAUGAUACCUAACUGUUGCACAUGUGUUACUUAUCAACAUGUCGGUACUGUAUACCCAUAUUCAUACUGGAUAAAUUACUAAAUUUAAAAGAGAAAUUUUAAUUUUUCUUUUUAGGUCACCCUACCUCGGUGGGAGACGGCCGGUGCAUUAAAAAGAACAAAAAAAAUUAUGAUCAAGGGGAAGCAUUAAACCUGUAAGGGUCAUAGUGUCGGGGGGAUGAGAGCCAAUCGAGUUUGAUUUAACUAAGGAUUCAAAUUUCUUGGAUCAAGAGCCUUUAGCAACAUAAGGGCACAUUCCCAUGAGGAUAGUACAGUACGAUAUGAGAGGCAACUGGCUGUUGAUAGUGGGAGAAAGCAGGAUUAUCUAUCUAUCUAUCUAGGCAAUUGGCUGUGGGCAGAGGACUAUUUCAGGGAAUUACAUUGCAAGCAGAGAACAUUAAUGCAGCCAAAGGAUGUUUUUUUUUGUUGUCUAUUUGUCAGGGCUGAAUUAAGGUCUUUCUAGCCUAGGCACUCUUCAGCAGCAAAGACAAUACAGCCUUAUGUUCAUAAAAAAAAUGUAGCAUUUCUUAAAUUUUCAGGCCUCAAAAUGCUAUAUCUUGAUUUUUUUUAGAAAUAUUGAGAAUAAAAGAAUAUUUUUUGUUGUCAAAUUUUUUGAGUUUUUCAUAAAACAAAAAAUGGAAAAUAAAACGGCAGCUUUUAAAUUGAUCAAAUUACAAAGUUUGCUUUAGUAAUUUCCAUUUCCUACAUAUUAAAAAUUUGUGUUAGGCCUUAAACUUUUUUUAAAUUCCUGGAAUUUCAUAGACCCUAUGCAUGUGCUUAUUGUAUCUUCCAAAUAAUACAGGACUGGUGAUGUGAACAUACUAUCCCUGCCCCUGUUCCAGUUGUUCCUUUUGUACCUUUGUCAACAAAUGGCAUUUUCAUUUUAAUUUCCAAAUAUGUAAUUUGUUUCUUGUGUCUUUUUGUGUUCAUGUAAGCAAUAAGUUCAGACUAACAUUGUGAAGGGAGGAGCAAACCUCUUAGCAGAAUAAAUAAUUUUUAUAUUCAAAAUCAGUUUGUGUGCAAAACUCAUCCACUGCUCAUCCUGAUUUGAUUUUUUUUUUAACACCGGCUGUCUCUCGCCUAGGAAGGGUGACAUACAAAAGAGAAAAUACAUUAACAGUCACUAGUGCAGCUGUUAUAUUGUAAGAAACGUGCUAAAAUGAUAGUUCAGAUGGACCUCCAAACUACACCAUCCUCAUUCUUAUUUCCAUUGGUGUUGUAUAAUCCUCUCCCCUAAAGAAUAAAAAGGCACAAUACCGUGACUGGAACAAUACACAAAUAACCCGCACAUAGGAGAGAGGAGAUUAUGACAGCAUUUUGGUCCGACUAAGACUAUUUAUAGUCACAGUGUGACUUUGUACAUGGUCCAGGUCAGAUCAAAACGUCGUUGUGUGCUCCUCUUCCUCUCCUAUGUGCUGGUUAUUUGUGUAUCCUCUUCCCUAGGAUGCAACCCACAUGUUUAUUCACUGAGUCAUUCAUCAUAACUUAUCAUGGGUUUACACACAUUAUCAGUUUGCUUAUUCAUUUUAUUUAUACCUUAAAGAAUUCUUGUGAAGAGAAUUUGCUCCAGAAAAUGGCUUCAUCACUCUUUUAUUUUAGUGUACAAAUUACAAGAUGUCAGUUAACCAGUCAGCACCUGAGUGGAGGCAAAUGGUAUGGUGAUACAGUCAUACCUUGCUCUACGUCAUUAAUUGGUUCCAAGAACCGUGACGUAACCUGGUUUUUGAUGUAUACCGGACUUAAUGUCUUAAAAAUGCCUUAAAAUGAUGACAAACACCGUAAAACUAGCAUAAAUAACUCAUGAAAGAAUAUAACUAUUGCUAAACCUUAAAGAACGAUAAAAACACAUUAUAGACAUAUUUUUUAAAGAAUAAUGAACAGAGUUAAAAAAAUUAUGUUGUAGGUGACGUUGCUGAGGGACAUAAAGUCUUUUAGAAAAGUGGCGUAAAGGUGAAUUUGACGUAAGCUGAAAUGACGUAAAGCUGGGUAUGACUUUACUGACAAGAUUCGGAAAAAGACAUACAUGUACACUUUAGGGUAUUUAUUGAAGGAAAUGCUUUGCCGCCAUUGGCUUCAUCAGUCCUAAUAAAGGAGUCACUUGUAGUGUAUCGUUCCCUUUAAGAAAUGUCCUCAACUGUGUUCAAGUAUCUUCACCACACCUGAGUGCUGAUAGCUUGAUGUAUAUAUAAUGCUCUUAGCAUUAAUAGUUAAGAAAUUUUACUUAAGCCUAGUUGUAAAUUCUUCAAAUGAAGUUUGAGAACCAAGCAAAAAUAUGUAUGUACUGUAUUAUAUUGCUGUACUAUGAAAUACAACUUAAUUAUCUCUUCAUUGUUUGCAUUCUCAAAAAAUUUACUCUUCAGAACGCAGUAGAGAAUGUGAUAGUACAACAUUGUAUUGUAUAAAUAUAUGAGGUAGUUCGUUAAUCUGGUGAGAAAUAUUAAAAAUGUACUGGAUAAAUGUACGAGGUAGGUGGUUAAUCUGGUGAGAGAUAUUAAAACGUACUGUAUAAAUAUACGAGGUAGAUGGUUAAUCUGGUGAGAGAUAUUAAAAUGUACUGUAUAAAUGUACAAGGUAGAUGGUUAAUCUGGUGAGAAAUAUUAAAACGUACUGUAUAAAUGUACGAGGUAGAUGGUUAAUCUGGUGAGAAAUAUUAAAAAUGUACUGUAUAAAUGUACGAGGUAGUUGGUUAAUCUGGUGAGAGAUACAGAGCAUGAACUAGGCUCAUUUUCUUCCCAAAAAGUAAUAUUACAGUACCUAUGUGUUUGUACUGGUUAGUAUGCUGUGCUCUUAUUUCAGUGUGAUGACAAAUUGUAUUACCAUACUGUAGUAGUUUUGUAACAAAAUGAUCCUAAAAUAAAUUUACAAUACAGUACACAAAUGAUUUAUAAGAAUUUUGUAUGCAUUGAAGGAAAUUUUGUUCCAGUGGCACUCCCUCAAGACAUGCCACUCAUUAUCAUGAGCCUGUGCAUAUUUUCUCAUGAUACCACCACCAUCUCAUGUUCAUGAUUCUUAUAAUGUACCUUCCUUCUGCCACUGCAUGUUCUUCCAAAUUGCCAAUCGUGUGUCUCCUCAACAUCAGUGGUGCUCAACCUUCCUACACAAGUGGGCCACAUUUGGUCAAAUGUAUGAUGAGGGCCACAUAGUUUUGUUGAUACUGUGCAGUGUGGAACCUACAUGAAAGUGAAUUCAUAAUUUCAUGUGGGGGCCGCAUCCUUUUCCUAGAAGGGUUAUGUGUGGCCCACAGGCUGCCGGUUGGGAACCCCUGCUUUAUGCAAGUUUAUUUCAACGCAUACACUUGUGAAGGGAUUCAGGGAAACCGGUUAGCCGGACUUCAAUCUAGAGAUGGGAAGUACAAUGCCUGCACUUUAAAGGACGGGUUUGGGAUAGUUGCUGUUCAGAGUGACAUCUGAACUGUCAUAUUUGCAUGCCUCUGCAAAGACGGUGAUUAUGUGUGAAUGAUGGUGAUUUUUUUUUUUUUUUUUUUUUUGUCACCCUGCCUCAGUGGGAGACGGCCAGUGUGUUGAGAAAAAAAAUAUUUAUACGGUAUUGAGUGACCUUUGAGUGCAUGUUGAAAUCCCAAUAUUAUGCAGUACGUAUACUAUUUUGGGCAUGUUUAAGCCUAAGAUUACAAAGGCAUAUCAUUGUAUAUGAUUCUAAGAAAAAAAUAUUUGGGUUAUAAGCUAGUAAGUUAUAGGUAGGAGCAAGGGGCUAGUAACCCCUUCUCCUGUAUAAAUUAAUUUGAAAAGAGAAACUUUUUGUUUUUCUUUUUGGGCCACUCUGCCUCGGUGGGAUACGGCGGGUUUGUUGAAAGAAGAAGUUAUAGGUACUAUUUUAUACAUUAGAAGACAUUAUAGGCAUUGUUUUUUACAUUAGGUGACAUUCAAUUCAAGAACUCCAAAAAUUUAUUUGGGUUAUAUUGAUGCAGGUUCUUGCAUUGAUGGCAUAGGAUUUUCAUGAUAUAUAUAACUGUAACUACCAAGCGAGGCAUAUAUGGCUACCAAGUGAGGCAUAUAUAGCUUCAGCUACCAAGCAAGGCAUAUAUGGCUUCAGCUACCAAGCGAGACACACAUGGCUUCAGCUACCAAGCGAGACACACAUGGCUUCAGCUACCAAGCGAGACACACAUGGCUUCAGCUACCAAGCGAGACACACAUGGCUUCAGCUACCAAGCGAGACACACAUGGCUUCAGCUACCAAGCGAGACACACAUGGCUUCAGCUACCAAGCGAGACACACAUGGCUUCAGCUACCAAGCGAGACACACAUGGCUUCAGCUACCAAGCGAGACACACAUGGCUUCAGC